Molecule: messenger RNA, 1253 nt
Organism: Ziziphus jujuba (common jujube)
Lineage: Eukaryota; Viridiplantae; Streptophyta; Magnoliopsida; Rosales; Rhamnaceae
Product: dihydroceramide fatty acyl 2-hydroxylase FAH1
Exons: 7
Coding region: 196-909 (237 amino acids)
Biological process (GO): fatty acid metabolic process; lipid biosynthetic process
Cellular component (GO): membrane; endoplasmic reticulum
Molecular function (GO): iron ion binding; fatty acid 2-hydroxylase activity
Source: RefSeq, a predicted model, not a curated record
UCCUUAUUAUUCCCAUUGCACCGCCACUCGUUCUUCGUUCUUUAAAGACAGUCCAAACCUCCGUCACUGAAAACCCCCUUCUGGAUCGCCGGAGGGGGUGGUGUUUAGCAACAGAUUUCGACAAAAUCCUUAUUCUCGACCCGCAUUGUUAUCUGAAGUCAGAAGUCAGAAGUCAGAAGUAUAAUCGGUGACAAGAUGGUUGCUCAGGGCUUUACUGUGGAUAUGAAUAAACCACUUGUCUUUCAGGUCGGUCAUCUUGGAGAAGCUUACCAGGAUUGGGUGCAUCAGCCUAUUCCUGGCAAAGAAAGCCCUCGAUUUUUUGAAAGUGAUUUCUGGGAGUUCUUGACUCGCACUGCCUGGUGGGUGAUUCCCAUCAUUUGGCUGCCAGUUGUGUUCUGGUCCAUUUCCAAGUCUGUAAAAAUGGGCCACACGUAUCCACAGAUAGCUCUACUGGUGGCGGUUGGUAUUUUCAUCUGGACGUUGCUUGAAUACACACUACACCGUUUCCUUUUCCACAUCAAAACAAAGAGCUAUUGGGGAAACACCUUGCAUUAUCUUCUUCAUGGCUGCCAUCAUAAGCACCCUAUGGACGGCUUGCGUCUUGUUUUUCCUCCUGCUGCAACAGCUAUUCUUUUAAUACCAUUCUGGAACUUGGUUAAAUUUAUUUUCACGCAUUCUACAUCUCCUGCUCUGUUUGGAGGUGGUUUAUUGGGUUACGUGAUGUAUGAUGUUACACAUUACUACCUUCACCAUGGUCAGCCAUCAAUGGAGUUGCAGAGAAAUCUUAAGAGAUACCAUUUAAAUCAUCACUUCCGGAUCCAAACUAAAGGCUUUGGAAUAACUUCAUCGUUGUGGGAUAGGGUGUUUGGAACACUUCCUCAAACAAAAGCUGCUAGUAAAAGCUCGUAAAUUAAUUGCAAGGUUCGCAUCUUUAAUUGGUUAUGACUAUAGCUAGUUUGGGGGCGUUUAAGUAUUUUAAGUAUAUUUUUCUUGGUAAACAUUCUUUUUUUCUUCUGUGUCCUCUCUUUAGGCGAUAGUAUGUUUAAAUGAUUUAUUUGAUGAUUCUCAUGUGGCUAGUAUCAAUUUUGUGGUGCCCUUUUCCUACAAAGAAAAAAUUCUGUAUAAAUUUAAUCACUCAAAAUCAUUUGUUUAUUUAGUAGGAAAUAUUCUAGUUGGUUUCUUGUACAAUGGAGAUUUAUAUGGUUUAUUAGGGUAAUGAAUGUAAACUAAUAAUAUGGUGGUCCACGUAUGCA